UCUCUGCUUUCCUUACAGAACAUAACCUUAUUAUUCUCGUCCUUCUCCUCAUAAUUUUCAUAUUGCAUUGAAGAUAUAUGGAUUCCUUAAAGGACCAUGUUGAGGCCAAAAAAGAAAAACGAUAUAUCGGAGUUCGAAAGCGGCCAUGGGGAAAGUAUGCAGCAGAGAUAAGGGAUUCAACCAGAAAUGGAAUAAGGGUUUGGCUUGGAACAUUUAACACUGCUGAAGAAGCUGCAUUGGUGUAUGAUCAAGCUGCAUAUUCGAUGCGCGGUUCGUUGGCUUCAACAAAUUUUCCCAUUGAAAUUGUGAGAGAAUCACUAUUAAAGAUGAAUUAUAGGUGCAAGUACGGUUCAUCACCAGCUGAAACCCUAAAAGAGACGCACAAACGCAGAGGUAAAUUGAUAAAGAAACGAGCUGGUGAAGAAGAUGAAAUGGUGGUUCUUGUGGACUUGGGGCCUGAUCUACUGGAAGAGCUUUUAGCAUUUUCUUAA
Molecule: messenger RNA, 491 nt
Organism: Olea europaea var. sylvestris
Lineage: Eukaryota; Viridiplantae; Streptophyta; Magnoliopsida; Lamiales; Oleaceae
Product: ethylene-responsive transcription factor 1B-like
Exons: 1
Coding region: 78-491 (137 amino acids)
Biological process (GO): regulation of DNA-templated transcription; ethylene-activated signaling pathway
Molecular function (GO): DNA binding; DNA-binding transcription factor activity
Source: RefSeq, a predicted model, not a curated record